CGGGGAGCGUGAGCCCAGGAAAGCAAUUCGAGGGGCUAAAAUGAGCUUUUGUCUGUGGUCCAUGUCUAGAAAAAGAUCCAAACGUUGUUUUUUCUUAAGUUGACUGCGCCACGAUCACAGCAAGAAGCGCCACGCCGCUGCGCGGAUCACAGCUUUGACUGCCGGGAAAACUCUGCCAUACGCAGCAGGCAAAAAAAUAAAUAAACACUCACUGGAAAACUGUCAAGAGCUACAGGUAUAUUGAGUGAAGCAUCAUGACAACUCUGCUGGACCUGAAGAGUAGUGUGAUGAGGCAGGUGCAGAGGAGCCAGUCCCUGAGGAGCCGACGGGAGCCGCCCCCUCCCACUGUGGGCAGCCCCCUCACGCAGAGUCCCGAGCCGUCACCUCGCAGGAUUUCAGGGGAGAGCUUGGAGUUCUUUGGGCGUAUGAACGCCAUCCUGCAGAAACAGGAGAACAUGAUGCGGGCCGCCCAGGUGGAGUGUCAAAGAGGGGCCAGCACAGUGGCGCCCCCUCAAGAGCAUGUGGACCAGUCUUUUAUCCCCGAAAGAAUCAGCAGGACGGAGCUGGAUCUGCUUUAUGAGGAAGCUGUGUACACGGUGGUCAACAGGGUCGGCGUUCUUUCGCCCGAACACGUGAAGAGUGACGAUGAGCUGUUUGCUUACCUGCGAAUGGUGUUUGAUAUGGGCGAAGAAGAACAUGAGAUCAUUCUCCAGAAAGUUCAAGAAUCAAAGCGAGCCACCUUUUCCUUGAGAGUUUCUGUCAUGAAAGCAAAGAAUCUAAUGGCCAAGGAUGCAAACGGUUACAGUGACCCCUACUGCAUGCUGGGAAUCCUGGUGGGCCAAAGCCCCCGGGAAACAGAGGAGAAGAAGGAGAGAAAAUUCAGCUUCAGGAAGAGGAGGGAAAAGCUGGAGAAACGCUCCAGUACCAAGGAGGUGCUGCCCGCCCGAUGCAUCCAGGUGACCGAGGUCAAGCCGGAGACUCUUAACCCGGUGUGGGACGAGCACUUUGUGUUUGAGAUAGAUGAUGUCAACAGUGACCUUUUGCAUCUGGACAUAUGGGAUCAUGAUGAUGACGUGUCUGUGGCAGAGGCUUGCAAAAAACUCAAUGAAGUCAGUGGACUUCGAGGAAUGGGCAGGUAUUUUAAGCAAAUUGCAAAGUCAGUUCGUUCCAAUGGUUCAGCAUCAUCAAGCUCGGAGGAGAACGUCGAUGAUUUUCUGGGAUGCAUCAACAUUCCUCUAAACGAAAUCCCUGUUGCUGGUUCAGACACCUGGUUUAAACUCGAGCCGCGAUCGAGCGCGUCUAAAGUUCAAGGAGAAUGUCAUCUGAUCCUAAAAGUUUUUACCAGUCAGAGAGAAACAACUUUGGCUAAGAGGGAUACAAACGUAACGGUUCAUAAGAAGCUGCUCAGUAGGAUUGUAGAGUUUGAACAUGGCAACGUGAAGAAAGAGCCGUAUAACUGGAACGGGCAGGUUUCUCCUGCAGCUUGGACUGUGCUAAUUCACCAUGCUGUGCAAACUGAUCUCUCACCUCUCCAGCAGGCUAUUAUCCGCUGGCAGUGCUACAGCAGCCAUCAUCGGAGCCAGAGGCUGUGCUACUCCCUGCUGCUGCGCCUCCUGAGGACCAUCGAUGCUGAGUGGGAUCCUCAAGCUGUGCGGGGAGACCUGGAGAGGCAGCUGUCAGACAGCUUCAGGCUGUACAUAGAGCACUGCCUGUGCCUGAUGAAGAACAUGCGUCAGGUUUUCCCGUGCACCAGCGCCGCUGCCAUCACACGCUACGAGCUCAUGUUGAGGGGGAUUGGCUACAUGCAAAACAUGAGGGCAUUUAAGACUGUUUGUCCUCUGCGAAAUGAGCUGCAUUUGGACAUCACCACCGCUGUCAAGAAAGGAGCGGCUGAAUGGUAUGAAAGCUUAAUUGCCCGCUAUAAACCAGAGGAAGGGACGCUGGAAGAGCAGCUGAAGAAGCUGGUUCAGAUCAUCGACGCCGUGUGUGCAGAUGUGCAGAGAGCUCAGAACAUCUACAACAAACUCUUUUACAGUGCGGUCAAAGUAGACUUCUUCAGCGUUUCAUACCGGCAGUUGGAGAAACAGGUAGCCGAUGAUGUAAACGUAGCAAUGGAGCGGGUGUGCGGGACCCUGGAGCAAGAGAGCUCCAGACUGACCCAAACCAUGGGAGAAACCAUCUUUGAGCUCUUUAUGUCCCUGAAAAUCCUCAAAGGCUUUCGUGAAUUUCUUCCGCUGAAAGAUGCUAAGAUGUUAGCCCUGACCGGCUACAAUAACUGGUUCAAGUCCUCGAUUCAUAAGUGGCUGCAGAUUGUUCAUGACAGGUCACAUGACCGAAUCUGUAAAGCAGUGGAGAUGGAUAAGCUCCAGCCUCUUCAACAAGCCCAGCACAGCUCCUCGGCUGUGGAAGUGACUGCCUGCUUCAGCCAGGUACGGGAGAUGUGGCUCCAGCUGGCAUGGCCAGAUUCUGCGGGGGCGUUCAUCUUUGUCACGCGCUUGACAGACAAUUUCUGCAGUGAGGCUGUUAGCUACUCUGAGAUGAUCACACGCAAGGUUGAGAGGAACCAGCUGGGCCGAGACCACAAGGCUUUCAUUGUGCAGCUCUGCAUUGCGCUGAACAGCACGGAGCACGUGCGUGUGUUCCUGAGUCACCUUCCCCGUGACCUGGACUGGCUGGGUGUGGAGCGAGCCAUGGAAGAGUCCUGCGGGGUGGAGGGCAAAGAGCAGGUGUACAAAGCUCUGAAUGGACAGCUUUUCAACAUGGACCUGGAUCUGCAGAGGGAAGCCAAACGCCUAAUCGCUCUACUGACUGACAGGAUGCUACCGGAGCUACGGAGAUACAUCCAGCACAUUAGCUUGUCUCCAGACUCCAUCAACAAUGAUGAUGCUGUUGCACCUCUAAUGAAGUAUCUUCAAGACACUGUGGGCAUCCUGACGGAACACCUUGUUAAGGAAAACCUAACCAGAGUUCUGCAGAGCCUGUGGGAGCUGCUGCUGCGGAUGAUCCUGGACGCUGUCGCAGAAAACAGGGGUGUCCAGGUGGAGUUCUACAACCGAUUCCAGUACACCAUGGAGACCCUGCUGCAGUUCUUUCAUGUUAAGGGAGAAGGUCUGUGCUUGGAAGACAUGAAAAGCGGAGACUACAAGGUGUUGGAUGAAGAGCUAAGGCUGAAUAAAUGUCCCUCCUUUGAGCUGAUUGAACAGUACUAUCUGGAGAAGAUUUCCCACCAGAAAACACUCAAACACACACGUUAUGGCCGGAUCAGUGUGAAGUGCUACUACGACGCUCAAGAUCAGAGACUGACUGUGGAGAUCCUGCAUGCUGCAGACAUUAUUGCGCUGGAUGCCAAUGGUCUGAGUGACCCCUUUGUCAUAGUGGAGCUCUGUCCACACCACCUCUUUCCAGCAGCCAAGAGCCAGCGCACGCAAGUGAAGCUGAAGACGCUACACCCGGUGUUUGAUGAACUUUUUCACUUCCAUGUGAGUCCUGAACAGUACAGACACAGAUACGCCUGUUUGACCUUCACUGUGAUGGACUACGACUGGCUGUCCACCAACGACUUCGCCGGCGAAGCCGUCGCCCCUUUGAGUGACUUCUGCUGGCCAGGGAGGCCAAAUGCAUCUGCGGCGGGCAAAAGUGUCCAGCCCAUCAUUCUGCACCUGUCUCGCAGUAAACCCAGCGAGAAGCCAAUCAUGAGGAUGCUGGAAGCUCGCACCGGAGACAGAGAGGCUCAGGAGUUUGUCCGCAGGCUGAAGGAGAUUGAGAAGUCAAUGGAGGAGGAAUAGAAGCUGUCAGUGUUGGCGGUGUUUGUGUUUACUGAUCACGUCGUGUGCUUUUGUACUGGUAAAAUGUUUACAAUAUCUACAAACUUUUCCAAAGUUUUGUCUGUUCGGUACUUACACCAAAAUGAAAAGAGGAUAAGGAGGGCAGUGAAGUGUCUCUCUGUUUUUUUGACUGUCUAAGUUGAAGUAUAUUUUAGAAUUUAUUGAAUAGUUGAUGCUAAAUGUCACUAGUCUAUUUUUUUUAAACUAAUUGUUAUCUUUGUUGUAUAACCUUUAAAAUGUUAGAUUUAACAGUAGAAAACAAUUUUGUGGACAAAAUUAACUAAUUUAUGGAUAUCAGUCUAAAAUCUAUACCUCAGUUGUGUUUAUUUGUUGCAGAGGAGUUUUACAGAUGUUGAGACAUUUCACUUUCUUGGACAUAAACUGCAUGAAAGCUUGUCUAGGAUGUGACUGCACAGUUAUUUCUUGGUUUAUACGGCCGCUUACCAGCCAGCGGUUAUGAAAAGUGAGCAAACACAUCUUGAAAGGGAAUCGGGAAGGCAUAAAUCAUGGAGACAGCACAGCUUUUUGGGAGGCAGAGACAGGGGGGUUUAAGGGGCAGUUAUAGAGAUCUGCAGCAGGGAGGAGUGUCUCCCUCGAGACGGACAGCACUGCUCAGGUUCAUUCAACUUUUCUGAUUGCUCUUCGCAUAGCUCGCCACAGGUCACCGAAAAGACAAAACACAGCUACUUUCCUGCCGCAAGAUUCCGGGUUUUUUGUUUUUCAGUUCUUUGUUGCAGUAAGUCACUCUGUUGUGAGUUGGAAAAGGGCCUUUUGGGCGUUUUCCACCUAAAUAUGAUUUGUGUUAGUGAGAAAAAAAUAUUUGAAUGUGUUACAGGAACCCUGUGAUUCUACCACUUAUCUCCCUGUUAUAAGGUGUUUCAGGCGACUAACAACAAAUGGUAUCUUUUGAUUGUCUUAUUUUUUUAAUGUGCCCUCCUGUUUAAGAAAACAUUACUGUGGGGUCAAAUCAGGAUCAGCUGAAAGUGGCUGAAAAACUACCUUACUUUAAAUUUGGAGGAAAAAAAAGAACAACAUAGAAAAUAAAUUUCAAAUUGGACAAUUUAAGAAAAUAUUGAAAAUUUGAAAAAGAUUAUUGGUCAAUUUGCACAAUAGCACAAUAAAAAUGUUGCCUGUUUGAAAAAAAAAUUACAUUUGAAAAAACUAUAGACCUAAAACUGUUACCAAAUGAAAAACAAUGUUUAUUUGUAGCAGCUGCUGUUGUCUUCAAAGCACGCCAUAUCCUAGAAGGAAGGACACAGGCGGCGCUGACACCAGGUUUAACCUCUAACACCCGAUGUCAAUCAUGUCCAGGUAGCCAAUGGGCCACCGUAAAAAAUUAAAACUAUGAAUUAAAACUUAAGUAAAAAAAAAAAA
This is a messenger RNA of Oryzias latipes (Japanese medaka), 5198 nucleotides long. It is a transcript of the gene baiap3, whose product is annotated as BAI1 associated protein 3. The record is from RefSeq and is a predicted model, not a curated record. Gene Ontology annotation, biological process: positive regulation of neurotransmitter secretion; regulation of dense core granule exocytosis. Gene Ontology annotation, cellular component: plasma membrane; recycling endosome membrane; secretory vesicle. Lineage: Eukaryota; Metazoa; Chordata; Actinopteri; Beloniformes; Adrianichthyidae. Gene Ontology annotation, molecular function: SNARE binding.